AUGUCUUAUUGCGAGACCAAAUUCAAGACCGCUGAUGGCAUCGAACUAUAUGGGCAAGUGUAUGCGGCGACACAGGAAGGCCCAGGGGCAGGAUUGGUACUGUGCCCCGGUUUCAAUUGUGUCCUAUCGAUGAUGAAUCUGCCUGGAUGCGCUGCCGCCCUCCAGGAAAACAAUAUUACGGUUCUCCUCUAUGAUCCCCGGGGCAUCGGCGCAAGCGGCGGCUCGCCUAGGAAUGAUAUUGACCCUCCACAGUAUGUUUCAGACAUGAGCGAUGCUCUGACAUACUUACUCACGCUGCCGUCGGUGGACCCUAUGCUUGCCGGUGUCUUUGGCUUCUCUUUCGGUGGCAGCAUAGCACUAACGAUGGUGUCAAUCGAUCCCCGGUGUCGCUUUGUCAUCGCCGCAGCGCCGCUAACAGAUCUGGACUUCAUAUCACCGUCGCAGAGGACACGGGUACUACACAAAUGCGCGCAGGAUAAGGAGUCGCAGGUCAGGGGAAAUGCGGCCUUCACCGUUCCACUCGUGAACGAGCGCGGCGAGAACGCAGUGGGCUUUGGCCACGGCGUUGACACGGAGCAAUACGCGCGUCUUAUCAAGAGCGGCCGCGAGAUCGCACCCGGCCAUUUAAAUCGUGUCACGCUCAUGACCUAUUACAAGAUCGCUCAGUGGACCCCGUGGCCGCUGUGGAAGCAACUGGGCACUGGUGAUAAUGGCAACGCAAAAAGUGGGCUUCGGGGCGCAUUGUUUGUCGUUCCUGCAGAGGAUACUAUGAGCCACGCUGCCAUGCAGAGGAAGUACUUUUAUGACGUGGAUGGCGGCCCUGGAUUUUACAAGAACAAGAUAGAGGUAGAAGGCUCGGGGCACGAAGAACUUUUUACGGGGGCGAACCUGAACACUGUGGUAAACGGAGUUGUAGGAUUCAUAGGACAUAUCUCCCAGGAUACUAAUUUUGGUGGCUGUUCCGAUUAG
Messenger RNA from Annulohypoxylon truncatum, 969 nucleotides. Its product is annotated as Alpha/Beta hydrolase protein. Lineage: Eukaryota; Fungi; Ascomycota; Sordariomycetes; Xylariales; Hypoxylaceae. The record is from RefSeq and is a predicted model, not a curated record. Bases 1 to 969 code for a protein of 322 amino acids. The transcript is spliced from 2 exons.